AUGGGAAAAACAAUCAAAGUAAUUGGAUGUGCUGGAGUCAGCACUCUGCUCAUAUUGCUGCUGCCUCUUUGCUUCAUCCAAAAUUAUAAUGCACCCAGUGGUAAUGGUCACUCGAAUGACUCCCACGCAGUGGACACCACACCUGCUCCUGCGCCCACUGCACCACUUGAAUCUGGUAGGGAUGCGAUGAUGCGACUGCAUCGGCAGAAAAGGUACCUGCUCUUCCCCGAGGGCUCCUCGUUUCAGCUGGUGUUCGACAUCAUCAUACCCAUCGUGGACUACACCAACUACGCCAUCCUGGGCAUCACCUGCUCCGUAGCCUGGGAGCUGCCCAGUAAGCCGCCCAGCGAGCUGAUUGAAAACGUGCUCACGCGCAUCAACGACGGCACCAUUGGCACUGUCCGCCGCAAUGGCAGCGUUUCCGAUCCGGAAUCGGACCCCCCAUCCCAGUCCCUCUCCCAGGAGCAGGCACACUCCCAUGACCAUUCCCUGAAUCUGGAACUGGACAAUCGAGGAACAGGCACGGCUAAUUGGCAGGCAGUGCACGCACCGCCAGCGAAUCCACCGGCAUAUGCGUGGUAUUACACGAAUAUCCAGCGCAUCCCGGCCGCUUCAUACCCAUAUGCAAAUGCGAAUGCGUAUGCAAAUGCAAAUGGACAGCAGCGCCAGGCGGCGAUUCCUGCUAAUUGGCAUGCGCGACAGUCGCCCGCAGAGUGGCAGCAGAGGGGGGAGGCGGGGGCGGCGACGGCGGCGACGGGAACGGACAACUGGUGGACGCGGAAUGGACAGCGGGUGCAGCAGAACUGGCGCCAAAAGCAGCACAUGUGGGGCCCCUCGAAGUGGGACUAUGCCUACACCCAGCGACCACGACAAGUGCUGCGAGCGCCACCCAAACAUCACAUCUAUCCCGUGUUCGCCAGGCGGCGGAGGCGACGCGAUCUGGAGCAGGAUGCCCACCUGGAGCGAUUCCAUCUGCAACAGCAUCUCAGCUCGAGGCAGCUGCUCUUUGGCAAAAUCGAACGCCUGUACAAGUCGCGACGACUGAAUGGCACAUCCUGUGUGCUGCGGGCGCUCUGCGAGUCCGCCCAAAGGCAACGGCAUGUCCUGCGAGGGACGAGGACGGUCAAGCCACAAAGCUUUAUAAUGGAACUACUCUCGGCCAUCUUCCAGUUGCCCAGCAGCGAGGAUGUGGAUGAGCUGGCGGAACUGGAGCUAAUGAUGUCACCUCAUUAUCUGGAGGCACAUCGGCAACGGGGCGACUGUCGGCAAAUCUACGGCGAAUGCAAUCACACAUUCUGGUUGGACUGA
Drosophila santomea is the source of this 1308-nucleotide messenger RNA. RefSeq lists its product as uncharacterized. The record is from RefSeq and is a predicted model, not a curated record. Lineage: Eukaryota; Metazoa; Arthropoda; Insecta; Diptera; Drosophilidae. Bases 1 to 1308 code for a protein of 435 amino acids. The transcript is spliced from 3 exons.